UGCUCGGCCAUGGAAACCCAUUCCAUGAAGCUCCCUACGCACUGUUGUACUAAUCUGAAGGCCACACAAGGUUUGGAGGUCUUUAGCUAUAAACUCUGCAGACGGUUGGGGACUUUUGCGCACUGUGCGCUUCAGCAUGCGUUGACCCUGCUCUGUCAUUUUACGUGGCCUACCACUUCUCGUCUUAGUUUUUGUUGUUCCCAGUUUCUUCCACUUUGUUAUAAUAUUAGUAAGAGUUGGCCAUGGAAUAUUUAGUAGAAAGGAUCACGGAUGGACUUAUUGCACAGGUGGCAACCUAUCACGGAACCACACUUGAUGUCACUGAAGUCCUGAGAACGAGCCAUUCUUUCACAAAUGUUUGUAGAAGCAGUCUGCAUGCCUAGAGGAUUGAUUUUAUACACCUGUGCCCAUGGAAGUGAUUGGAACAUCUGAAUCCAAUAAUUUGGAGGAG
Staurois parvus is the source of this 451-nucleotide messenger RNA. The record is from the annotation of a GenBank genome assembly. Lineage: Eukaryota; Metazoa; Chordata; Amphibia; Anura; Ranidae.